ACAGCCUUCAAUUGACCCAGUGAUUCCUAAACUUAUUUCUGCAGCCCCCCUCUUUUGGGGGAUGUUAUUUCAACCCCCCCAACACACACAGGUUUUGCUAUAAAUAAGAACUGGCUUAGCUUGCAAUAAUCAAUAAUUACUUCAUUGGUCACCAUGCAGUCACUCAACUGGGUGUUGGGUUCUGACUUGAACUAUCCCUGCCUUCUUAACCCAACCAAUCCAGUUACGCUUUCUCCGUAUGUGACGUCACGUGACAAAGAAAGCGUAACUGGAUUGGCUGGGUGUUAAACGAGGAAUUUCGCCGGUUGAAUCUCAGGGUCGCGGGGUGUUGGAGCCGAUCCCAGCCAACUUCGGGCGGAAGGCAGACUACAACCAAAACCGGUCGCAAGUCAGUCAUAUGGCACAACUCCAAAACUUGGAUCGUGACAUUGGGAAUCAACCAGUUUUCAUCCGACUACCCUUCACAAGUUCGAGGAGAGACCGACAGGGGGCGACUCACGCCCAUAUUAGGGAUUGCAGUGUAAACUGCAAAAAAAAAUAAUAAUAAAAUAAGAUAAAAAAUGUUUUCAGCGUUCUCUUUCAUACACAGUAGUUCAUUUUAUACAACGGUGACUUUAGUGAUGGGAUAACUUGUGAUUCUCUUCUUUCAGGUCCAUUGAAUUGAAUAGGCGAUACAGUAUAAUCAUUAUUUGAAAGGACUAAUUUUAUGCUUGAGCUGGAAAUGGUGUCAACUUCCAGAUGUGCAUUAAUUCUAGUCAGGUCGAAUCAACUGAUUGAAUGAAUAGCAAAUUAUUUAUUUAACAUGGCAGCCCGUCAGUUAGUACUUCCUCCAGUAUAUGACGUGUGGGGGCCGAGCAGUACGAGGGUUGCUCUCAUUUAAGUUGAAGUCAUCUGGAAGGAUGCUCUCACUCUCCCACACAGCGUCACUUGAAAGCCGGCGAAGUCCAUCUUUGGGCGCCUUGACGUGGAUUUAGGCGGCGCAUAUGCGUACGGCACACAAGUAUGAGGACGGUGCUGACUUUAUGUGACUUUUGAGAGCGCAUCGGAGAGAAGCGCAGAGGUAAACGGAAGGAAAGAGCGAGACUUAUGUGUGGCGUCGGGGUGGGUUUGACCACUCCAACCGGUGCCGUACUUGACUCCAGGGGCCGAACGUCAUGGGCGGCAGAGAGGCGCUGGGAUGUUGCCUGUUGCUGGCCGUGUGCUGCUGCCUUCUUCCGGCUUGCAGAAGCAACAUCACGGUGGCGGUGAUGCUGCCGGACAACCACCACAAGUACCCGUGGGCUCUGCCGCGCGUCUUCCCGGCCAUCCUCAUGGCGCACGAAGACCUCCAGGGCAAACACGGGCUGCUCCUCGGCCGCUCCAUCAACAUCCUCAACUACAGCACCGAGGACCCCGCGGCGGGUUCGUGCGCCGAGAGCCGAGCCCAGGUGGUGGCCGUGGACGCCAAGCUCUACAUUCGCCCGGACGCCUUCUUCGGCCCCGGUUGCGUGUACCCGCUGGCCUCGGUGGGGCGCUUCGCAUCCCACUGGAAACUUCCGCUCAUCACAGCCGGCGGACCCGCGUACGGCUUCGACAAGCGGGACGAGUAUCGCACCAUCGUGCGCAGCGGGCCGUCCUCCACCAAACUGGGGGACUUCACCAACAUGCUACACACGCACUUCAACUGGACGUCCCGCGCCGUGGUGAUCUUCCACGACUUGCGGCACGACGACCGGCCGCACUACUUCCUGUCGGAGGGCAUCUACCUGAAGCUGAAGGAGGAGAUGAACGUCACGGUGGAGGCCCAGCCCUACGAAGACGACUUCAAAUUCUACAAGGAGCUCAUUGCCUUCAUGAAGGAGCGCGGCAGAAUUGUGUACAUAUGCGGCCCCCUGGACACUUUCCUGAACAUCAUGAAACUCUUCCACAGCGAGAUCCCAGACCCAGAAAACUACGCCAUUUUUUAUCUGGAUGUCUUUGCAGAAAGCUUGACAGAGCGCAAACCAUGGCAGAACUCUGACCUUGAUGGGAGCGAUCCCAUCAAGGUCUUUAAGUCCGUUUUUGUUAUAACAUACCGACCUCCUGAUAAUCCCGAGUACAAAGAGUUUCAGAGACGACUCCAUGUGAGAGCACAACAGGAUUUCGGUGUGCAUUUGGAACCAUCAUUGAUGGACUACAUCGCAGGCAGCUUUUAUGAUGGGUUUGUACUCUAUGCAAAGGCCUUGGAAGAAACGUUGGCUGACGGCGGCGCUCAAAACGACGGCAUCAACAUUACAAUGAGAACACAGAACCGGCAAAUCUGGGGGGUGACAGGUCUUGUUACCACUGACCACAAAAACGCCAGGGAUAUAGACAUCAACCUUUGGGCCAUGACCAACCAGGACACAGGAGAGUAUGGGUUAGUUGCUUACUACAAUGGGACCAUGAAGGAGAUCAUUUGGUCCCAGACAGAGAAGAUCCACUGGCCCAGUGGGGGCGCACCGCUGGAUAACCCACCCUGCGUGUUUUCCACAGACGAUCCUUCAUGCAAUGAUGGUCAGCUGCCAGUUCUGGGAAUUGUAGCUGUGGGAUCUGGCUUGGCGCUCAUCAUUUUUGGAAUCUCCAGUUUCCUCAUUUACAGGAAACUAAAGUUGGAGAAAGAGCUGGCCGGAAUGCUGUGGAGGAUUCGGUGGGAGGAACUCCAGUUUGAGAGCCCCAAUAAAUACCACAAACGAGCCGGCAGUCGCCUCACUCUCUCACAGAGAGGCUCCAGUUAUGGCUCCUUGAUAACUGCUCAUGGAAAAUAUCAGCUAUUUGCAAAAACGGGCUAUUUUAAGGGCAACCUGGUGGCCAUUAAACACGUCAACAAGAAAAGAAUCGAGCUAACCAGACAGGUUUUAUUGGAACUCAAACAUAUGAGAGAUGUCCAGUUUAACCAUUUCACCCGCUUCAUUGGAGCCUGCAUCGACCCUCCCAACAUAUGCAUCAUAACGGAGUACUGUCCCAGAGGCAGUUUGCAGGACAUUCUGGAGAAUGAGAGCAUCAACCUGGACUGGAUGUUCCGCUACUCACUGAUCAAUGACAUAGUGAAGGGCAUGAACUAUCUCCACAACAGCUAUUUUGGCUGCCAUGGAAAUCUGAAGUCAUCUAAUUGUGUGGUGGACAGCCGGUUUGUGUUGAAAAUCACGGAUUAUGGAUUAGCCAGCUUUCGCUCAUCCUGCGAAAACGAUGACUCUCAUGCUCUGUAUGCAAAAAAGCUGUGGACAGCACCUGAGCUGCUCAUAUAUGACCAUCAUCCUCCUCAGGGGACACAAAAGGGUGAUGUGUACAGUUUUGGCAUCAUCCUACAGGAAAUAGCUUUAAGGAAUGGUCCUUUCUAUGUGGAAGGCAUGGACCUCAGCCCCAAAGAGAUUGUGCAGAAGGUCAGAAACGGCCAGAAGCCUUACUUUCGGCCAACGACGGACACGAGAUGUCACUCGGAGGAGCUGACCAUCCUGAUGGAUGGCUGCUGGGCCGAGGACCCUGCAGAGAGACCCGACUUUGGCCACAUCAAGAUCUACAUGGCCAAACUCAAUAAGGAAGGCAGCACCAGUAUUCUUAACAACCUGUUGUCCAGGAUGGAGCAGUACGCUAAUAAUCUGGAGAAUCUGGUGGAGGAGCGAACGCAAGCCUACUUGGAGGAGAAAAGGAAAGCAGAAAAUCUUCUCUAUCAAAUUUUGCCACAUUCAGUAGCAGAGCAGCUCAAGCGAGGGGAGACAGUGCAGGCGGAAGCCUUCGACAGUGUCACCAUUUACUUCAGUGACAUCGUGGGCUUCACGUCCAUGUCGGCAGAAAGCACGCCGCUUCAGGUGGUCACAUUACUCAACGACCUGUACACCUGUUUUGACGCCAUCAUUGAUAACUUUGACGUUUACAAAGUGGAGACAAUUGGUGACGCCUACAUGGUGGUAUCGGGGCUGCCGGUACGGAACGGAAAACUCCACGCCAGAGAGAUUGCCGGAAUGUCACUCGCAUUGUUAGAGCAAGUCAAAACGUUCAAGAUCCGACAUAGACCCAAUGACCAGCUGAGACUCAGGAUAGGUAUCCACACAGGUCCAGUCUGUGCUGGAGUGGUUGGUUUGAAAAUGCCCAGAUACUGUUUGUUUGGUGAUACCGUCAACACGGCAUCCCGAAUGGAGUCGAAUGGAGAGGCUUUGAAGAUCCAUGUAUCCUCAGCGACCAAAGAAGUGCUGGAUGAGUUUGGCUACUUUGAUCUCCAGUUACGGGGAGAUGUUGAAAUGAAAGGCAAAGGUAAAAUGAGAACCUAUUGGCUUCUCGGGGAGAAGUCUGAUGUGUAUGUUAUCUGAGAGGUGGAAAUGACAUCAGAAGAUCAGGUGGCCGAGCCACAUCUUUAUUUGUUCUAGAAUAAGUUUCUGUGUACGAUUUCCAUGCAGAGGAACAUAAACCACACACCAAAAAAAACCCAAAACAAAACAAAGAAAGUGGAAAUACCAGGUAUUUUUAUGACCUGAAUGCUGCGAGUUUUUUUUUCUCUUUUUUUUUUGUAUAAAGGGAAUUUUCUGUCGUAAAAGUGAGUGCUUUUCCCAGAAAAUAUCUUGUUUUUUGUGCUUUCUAUAUUCAUAUUUGUAUGAUGUGUUUUGAAGUCAAUGAUGUAUUAAUAUUUUCUUGGAACAUCCUUCAGAAUAGUGUUUACUGUAUGUACACUGCUGGCAGGCUUUAAUUGUGUCAUACAGUACAAUACAAGAUGUGUAUAUAUGUAUAUCCAAGAUACUGUAAAAUAUUUUGUUCAAUAAACUCAUUAAAAUAUUC
Molecule: messenger RNA, 4767 nt
Organism: Syngnathoides biaculeatus (alligator pipefish)
Lineage: Eukaryota; Metazoa; Chordata; Actinopteri; Syngnathiformes; Syngnathidae
Gene: npr2
Product: natriuretic peptide receptor 2
Exons: 23
Coding region: 1155-4304 (1049 amino acids)
Biological process (GO): cGMP biosynthetic process; receptor guanylyl cyclase signaling pathway; protein phosphorylation
Cellular component (GO): membrane
Molecular function (GO): peptide hormone binding; guanylate cyclase activity; natriuretic peptide receptor activity
Source: RefSeq, a predicted model, not a curated record